AUUUUCAUCCUUUCAUCCGGUGGCCGCCAUCUUGACAAAUCGGAGCACUAAGUUGGGAAGUGACUCACCGGCAAGCCGGUAUUUUUCGUAAAAAUACCUGUUAAAAGACUACAGGACAUACACAUAUAAUUAGAUAGGAAACUUAUUAUUUUAAAGAUGUCACAAAUGCUCCCGAUACGUUUUCAGGAGCAUCUGCAGCUCCAAAAUGUGGGAAUCAAUGCAGCAAACAUUGGGUUUAGUUCCCUUACCAUGGAAUCUGACAAGUUUAUUUGUGUACGAGAGAAGGUUGGAGAUACAGCGCAAGUUGUCAUCAUUGACAUGAAUGAUUCGUCAAACCCAAUCAGACGUCCAAUUUCAGCUGACUCGGCAAUCAUGAACCCUGCCAGUAAAGUUAUAGCCCUGAAAGGGUCAGCACAGCCUGGGGAUCCUAAUGCUGGCAAGACAUUGCAGAUUUUCAACAUUGAAAUGAAAAGUAAAAUGAAGGCUCACACAAUGACAGAAGAUGUCUUGUUCUGGAAGUGGAUUUCUGUAAACACUGUUGCCAUAGCAACCGAGACAGCUGUCUUCCACUGGUCUAUGGAAGGUGAUUCGCAACCACAGAAAAUGUUUGAACGUCACUCUAACUUGACAGGUUGCCAAAUUAUCAACUAUCGUACAGAUGCCAAACAACAGUGGCUUCUGCUUGUAGGAAUAUCAGCGCAGCAAAACCGUGUAGUUGGUGCUAUGCAGUUGUACUCUGUGGAAAGAAAAGUUAGUCAGCCAAUUGAAGGUCACGCAGCAGCAUUCGCAUCAAUCAAACUAGAGGGUAAUGCCACACCAUCCACACUCUUCUGUUUUGGUGUUCGAGGUGCACAAGGGGGCAAGCUGCAUAUAAUUGAAGUAGGUCAACCAGCAACAGGCAACACACCAUUCCAGAAGAAAGCUGUAGAUGUAUUCUUCCCACCAGAGGCUCAGAAUGACUUCCCUGUUGCUAUGCAGGUGAGCCAGAAACAUGGUGUAAUAUUCUUGAUCACAAAGUACGGCUAUGUCCACUUGUAUGACAUCGAGAGUGCUACAUGUAUAUACAUGAACAGGAUCAGUGGUGAUACGAUCUUUGUCACUGCGUCCCAUGAAGCCACGUCAGGAAUUAUCGGAGUUAACAGGAAAGGGCAGGUGUUGUCAGUGAGUGUUGAGGAGGAUAACAUUGUGCAGUACAUUGCAAACACCCUGCAGAAUCCAGACUUGGCAAUCAAAGUAGCAUCACGCUCAAACCUGCCAGGAGCAGAAGACCUGUUUGUGAAGAAGUUCAACAUGCUGUUCCAGAGUGGACAGUACAGUGAGGCCGCCAAGGCAGCUGCUAGUGCACCCAAGGGUAUUUUGAGAACCCCAGCCACCAUUCAGCAGUUCCAACAAGUACCAGCCCAGCCUGGUCAGACGUCCCCACUCCUGCAGUACUUCGGUAUCUUGCUGGACAAAGGUCAGCUGAACAAGUAUGAAUCCCUCGAGCUGUGUAGACCAGUUCUCCAACAAGGCAGGAAACAACUCCUUGAAAAAUGGCUGAAAGAAGAAAAGCUGGAGUGUAGUGAAGAACUGGGAGAUUUGGUGAAAAGUGCAGACCCCACCUUGGCAUUAUCUGUAUACCUCAGAGCUAAUGUACCAAACAAGGUGAUCCAAUGUUUCGCGGAAACAGGACAGUUCCAGAAGAUUGUACUGUAUGCGAAGAAAGUUGGUCAUACCCCAGAUUACAUAUUCCUUCUACGUAACAUAAUGAGGAUGAACCCCGAGCAGGGCCUCCAGUUUGCCCAGAUGCUUGUACAAGAUGAUGAGCCACUUGCUGAUCUUAACCAGGUAGUGGAUGUGUUUAUGGAGUUUAACUUGAUCCAGCAAUGCACAUCAUUCCUUCUUGAUGCCCUGAAGAACAACAGACCAUCUGAGGCCCCUCUUCAGACCAGGCUUCUAGAAAUGAACCUUAUGUCAGCCCCACAGGUAGCCGAUGCUAUUCUAGGUAACCAGAUGUUCACUCACUAUGACAAGGCACACAUCGCUCAGCUCUGUGAGAAAGCUGGUCUUCUACAGAGGGCCUUGGAGCACUACACAGACCUGUAUGACAUAAAGAGAGCAGUUGUACAUACACAUCUUCUUAACCCAGAGUGGCUAGUAAACUAUUUUGGUUCACUGUCUGUAGAAGAUUCUCUAGAAUGUUUGAAGGCUAUGUUAUCAGCUAACAUCCGUCAGAACCUGCAAGUGUGUGUACAGAUAGCAUCUAAAUACCAUGAACAACUCACCACUAACUCUCUCAUUGAAUUGUUUGAGUCAUUCAAGAGCUUUGAAGGUCUCUUCUAUUUCCUUGGAUCUAUAGUUAACUUCAGUCAGGAUUCAGAUGUACAUUUCAAGUAUAUUCAGGCUGCGUGUAAAACCGGGCAGAUUAAAGAAGUGGAGAGAAUUUGUCGUGAGAGCAAUUGUUAUGACCCAGAGAGAGUGAAAAACUUCCUUAAGGAGGCUAAAUUGACUGACCAACUGCCACUGAUCAUCGUGUGUGACAGAUUUGACCUGGUGCAUGACCUUGUUCUAUACUUGUACAGAAAUAGUCUACAAAAAUACAUUGAAAUCUAUGUACAAAAGGUGAAUCCAUCCCGUUUACCUAUUGUUAUUGGUGGUCUGUUGGAUGUAGAUUGCUCGGAAGAUGUCAUCAAGCAACUUAUCUUGGUUGUGAAAGGUCAGUUCUCCACUGACGAACUUGUUGCCGAGGUGGAGAAGAGGAACAGACUCAAACUUCUACUGCCCUGGUUGGAGAUGCGCUCACACGAGGGUGUCAAUGAACCAGCCACUCACAAUGCUCUAGCCAAAAUCUACAUUGACAGUAACAACAACCCAGAAAGAUUCCUCAAAGAGAACCAAUACUAUGACAGUAAAGUUGUAGGUAAAUAUUGUGAGAAGAGAGACCCACAUCUUGCUUGUGUAGCUUAUGAACGUGGACAGUGUGACAUGGAACUUAUCAAGGUGUGCAAUGAGAAUUCAUUGUUCAAGAGUGAAGCUAGAUACCUCGUGAGAAGACGCGACCCAGAUCUCUGGGCGGUCGUCCUACAGGAAGACAAUGAGUACAGACGUCAGCUGAUUGACCAGGUUGUGCAGACCGCUCUGUCCGAGACCCAGGACCCCGAGGACAUCUCUGUGUCAGUGAAAGCUUUCAUGACCGCUGACCUACCAAACGAGCUUAUUGAACUUCUGGAGAAGAUUGUCCUGGAUAGCUCAGUCUUCAGUGAACACAGAAACUUGCAGAACUUGUUGAUCCUGACAGCCAUCAAGGCAGACAGAAGUCGUGUGAUGGAGUAUAUUAACAGAUUAGAUAACUACGAUGCACCAGACAUAGCUAACAUCGCCAUCACUAAUGAACUGUACGAGGAAGCAUUUGCCAUCUUCAAGAAGUUUGAAGUCAAUACUUCAGCUAUUCAGGUACUUAUUGAGCAUGUGAACAAUUUGGACAGAGCUUACGAGUUUGCAGAGAGAUGUAACGACCCUGCAGUAUGGAGCCAGCUUGGUCGCGCUCAGUUGAACGGAGGUCUUGUUAAGGAAGCUAUUGACUCGUUCAUCAAGGCUGAUGACCCGACACAGUACAUGGAGGUUGUCAAUGUAGCAAGUAGUAGUGACAACUGGGAGGACCUUGUCAAGUAUUUACAGAUGGCCCGUAAGAAGGCCAGAGAGACAUUCAUUGAAACAGAAUUGGUGUAUGCUUUUGCCAAAACCAACCGACUUGCUGACCUGGAAGAAUUUAUUUCUGGACCAAACCAUGCUAACAUUACACAGGUGGCUGACCGUUGUUUUGAUGACAAGAUGUACGAGGCUGCUAAACUACUGUACAACAAUGUAUCUAAUUACGCUCGUCUCGCUAUAACUCUAGUCCACUUGGGAGAAUACCAGGGAGCCGUAGAUGGUGCUCGUAAAGCCAACAGCACAAGAACAUGGAAAGAGGUGUGUUUUGCGUGUGUGAACAAUGAGGAAUUCCGUCUAGCACAGAUGUGUGGUCUACAUAUAGUGGUUCACGCUGAUGAGCUCGAGGAACUGAUCAAUUACUACCAGGAUAGGGGUUACUUUGAGGAACUCAUUUUAUUACUAGAGGCAGCAUUAGGAUUAGAAAGAGCACAUAUGGGCAUGUUUACAGAAUUAGCCAUUUUAUACUCCAAAUUUAAACCAGGAAAGAUGAGAGAACAUUUAGAACUAUUCUGGUCGAGAGUAAACAUUCCAAAGGUCCUUAGAGCUGCUGAACAGGCACAUUUGUGGCCAGAACUCGUUUUCUUGUACGACAAGUACGAGGAAUAUGACAAUGCCAUUCUGACCAUGAUGAAUCAUCCGACAGAAGCCUGGCGCGAGAGUCAGUUCAAGGAUAUCAUUACAAAGGUGGCGAAUAUUGAGUUGUACUACAAGGCCAUUCAGUUCUACCUGGAUUUCAAACCACUUCUUCUGAACGACCUCCUGAUGGUCCUCACCCCUCGUCUAGAUCAUACUCGUUCUGUUACCUUCUUUGAUCGCGUCAACCAGAUUCCUCUAGUUAAACCAUACUUACGGGCUGUGCAAAAGAACAACAACAAGGCCAUUAAUGAGGCCCUGAACAAUCUAUUCAUUUUAGAAGAAGAUUAUCAAGGUCUACGCGCGUCCAUCGACGCGUACGAUAAUUUUGAUAAUAUAACGUUGGCCCAGAGGCUGGAGAGGCACGAGUUAAUAGAGUUCCGUAGAAUAGCAGCUUAUCUUUACAAAGGCAACAAUAGAUGGAAACAAUCAGUGGACCUAUGCAAAAAGGAUAAACUCUUUAAGGAUGCAAUGUUAUAUGCUGGAGAGUCUAGAAAUAUAGAUAUAGCGGAGGAUUUGAUAGCCUGGUUUUUAGAGAACAAAUACCACGAGUGUUUUGCUGCGUGUCUAUUCCAAUGUUACGACCUGCUCCGACCAGACGUCAUCUUAGAGCUGUCCUGGAGACACAAUAUCAUGGACUUUGCCAUGCCCUACAUGAUACAAGUUAUAAGAGAAUAUAUUAGCAAGGUUGACAAACUAGAACAGUCAGAGAAUGUCAGGACAGAAGAAGAGGAAAAAGCAGUGGAACAACCUAUUGUAUUUGCGGAGCCACAGUUGAUGUUAACUGCUGGACCACAAAUGAUGGCUGCCCCACCGCAGGGAGUGUAUGGUCAGCAACCAGGAUAUGGAAUGCCACCUGGUGGAAUGCCAGCUGGUGGCAUGCCACAACAACCUUACGGAUAUAACAUGUAACUCCCUAGGAAAUACAGAACAUUUCAGUAGAUUAUCAUUUAAAAACAUAUUUAACUCUGUUCUAGAAUAGGAUGGAGAAUUACAUUUUUAAGUCUUUUCAUGAUCAUAUUUACUAGGUAAAAAAUUUGUUUGACUUUGGAAAUGAUGCUUUGGCGAGCUUUCGGAGAAAUGCGUAACAGAGAUUGCAAUAGAGAUAGGGACUAAACUAUACCGUAAUGCUGUUGAAAGAUUGAUCUAUGACGGGACCCAGUUUUGAUGUGUGCAUAUUUAUUGUUAUAUUUUGAAAAUGUUGCAGUACUAUAAUGAGAAGUGUGUUUAUAAAUAUUGUUGUCAGUUGAAACAAAAAAGUGUGAAUGCUGAGGAGAAUAUGUUACUUAUGAAAUGCUUUAAUGUUGUUUGUUAAGUGUAAGUUGGUGUAUAGCAUACAGAAUAUACACAACUUUGAUUAUCUAGUGUGUAAAUCGAUUUAUAAUUCGGAAAUUGUUAUGUGCAAAAAUUCAAGCUCUCCUUUUGUAUUAUAGCUUUUAUCAGGCAUUUGAAUUAUAUUUACUAAUCUUAUUGCACUUUAAAUUGUAUUCUGCAUAACCAAAAAAGUACAUGUAGCUUAUGAGAAAAUAAGUUUGCAGAUCUCUAUUUUUUAUGUGUGUUUAUAUACAGAAUUUUAGAGAAUUUCUUGCAGGCUUUUCAAAGGUAUGAAAUCCUUUGUUGAAAUUAUGAUAGUUAAAACAGAAAUUUAGUGGAUGAUCAAAGUUAGUUAUUGUGUAACCACUGAGAAAAUAAUCAUGGCCCAAAAAUAGCCUGAAAUUUAAAUUUAUGUUAUACAUUAUUGUUUGUAAUUUUGUUAUUUUAAAGAUAGUUUUAUUUAUUCAUACUCAUUAUAGAAAGUUCUGUUUAUUUAUAAAUUGACCCCCCAUAUUAGUCUUAAAAGUAUAAAAUUCUUGUUAGUUGAAUUAGUAUUUCCCAUCAGUUUAUGUUUAGAAAUUGUUUUUAAGAUUAUUUCAUGAAUUUCUUUUAUUUGCAUGCAUUAAAGAAGUGUAUGUACACAAAAUUUCUUAAGUAAUAUAGGAAAGUGCUAAAUAGUUUCAUUCAUUGAUUUUAAAGUUGAAUUUUGCAGUGUAAUAUUGCUGGAGUAAUUGUGCAGCAGAAAUUUAGUGAUUUAUUUUUACGUUGUUUUUUUUGUUUGUUACAAAUAGGUUUUUCCUUGGCUACUGUUAGAAAAUUUAUAUGGAUAUUAGAUGUUAAUAUAAAGAAUACUGUUGUAUGACACCUGCGUAAGUUUUACUGAUAGAGCACAUAUUUUAGACAGGUAUUUGAUGUUGUUAUGAAUUUGCUUCUUUACAGGACAAUAUGAUGUCUAUUUAUAGAUUAUAGGUAUCUAUUUAUAGAAAUAAAAUCUAUUUAUAGAAUAUAGAUAUCUAUAUAUAGAUCACUGAUGUGGAAUUAUAGAUAAGGUGUUAGGAAUUUAGGACAUUUGAUGACCAUGGUAAAAUAUUCAAUACCUUCCUGGCAAAGCUUUUGGAGUGAAACAAUUGUUGUUUUUGGAUAAUAUAUAUAUAUAUGUUAUACAUUCAUAUUGAAUAUUGUGCAAAUAAUGGUGUAUAUACUCCUUAGACAAAGAAAUUCAAUAUAAUCUACAUGGUUAACUUUUUCCCUUUUUCCCCAUAAAAUCAUUUAUUUGAAAUUCAUAUACUGUUUCAGCGAAUCAAAAGCUGUGUUUGUAUGUAAACGAUACAAGUGAGUUCGUAAUAGAUUAGAAUCCAAUCAGAUACAUUGUAAGAUGUGAUUAAAUUGUGUCGUGAUUUCUGAUUGGCCGUAAAUUUUAAUGUGUAUCAGUAUGAAAAAAGAGUAUAGCUGUAAACAUGUAUUUCCAAUACACAAAUAGUAAUAAACAUGAAUAAUUGUAAA
This is a messenger RNA of Ruditapes philippinarum (Manila clam), 7140 nucleotides long. RefSeq names its product clathrin heavy chain 1-like. NCBI's taxonomy places the organism in Eukaryota, Metazoa, Mollusca, Bivalvia, Venerida, Veneridae. Gene Ontology annotation, molecular function: clathrin light chain binding; structural molecule activity. Gene Ontology annotation, cellular component: clathrin-coated endocytic vesicle; clathrin coat of trans-Golgi network vesicle; cell cortex. Gene Ontology annotation, biological process: intracellular protein transport; receptor-mediated endocytosis. The record is from RefSeq and is a predicted model, not a curated record.